Messenger RNA from Copidosoma floridanum, 4146 nucleotides. It is a transcript of the gene RhoGAP93B, whose product is annotated as MyTH4 and RhoGAP_KIAA1688 domain-containing protein RhoGAP93B. The record is from RefSeq and is a predicted model, not a curated record. Gene Ontology annotation, molecular function: protein binding; GTPase activator activity. Gene Ontology annotation, cellular component: cytoplasm; cytoskeleton. Gene Ontology annotation, biological process: signal transduction. NCBI's taxonomy places the organism in Eukaryota, Metazoa, Arthropoda, Insecta, Hymenoptera, Encyrtidae.
GGACCCUCGUCCACGGGAGAAGAAGGAGCUUCUUCGAGAGGAAGGAGCGUCAGCGCGCACCCGGACCCGCUGCACACCCCGUCGGAUUGUAACGUAACAACAUGGCAUCCGAGAGGAUGGAGUGGGUGGAGAUCAUCGAGCCCAAGACAAAGGAGCACAUGUACGCUAACCUGACGACCGGCGAGUGCGUCUGGGACCCGCCUCCUGGCGUACCUGUAAAAAAGACGGACAACAAUCAGUGGUGGGAACUGUUCGACCAGAGCACGUCCCGUUUCUACUACUACAACGCGACCUCGCAAAAGACGGUCUGGCAUCGGCCCACGGACUGCGACAUCAUUCCUCUCGCCAAGUUGCAAACACUGAAGCAGAACACAGAGCCGGCGAGCACCGGUGACAGUAGCGGCGUGCGAUGCGGCGAGCCGAGGAGAAAGGAAACCGUAUCCACUCAGACGCAAACCCCAACGGUUGGUCGAUCAGGACGCUUUAAUCAUCAUCACGAUAACCCUAGUCUAGCUAACACCCUGCUUAUCGGUGCCUGUAAACCACACAGUCCAGGGGCGAUGGUUGACUUGCAGACGUCGCCGCCAUCGCCGAGCCCGUCGUCGCGGCGUCACCAUCACCAUCACCAUCAUCACCACAACAAUCGUCACCACCACAGGCACAGCGAUCAGCAGCCAUCCCCACAGCAACAGCAACAGUCCCCGUCUUCCUCGUCACACCACCAGCUGCUCCAGCACCACCCGAUCCAACCACCACAACUACCCCAACAGCCCCCACCCCGUCGCCACCACAACCACUCCCAGGACUCAGGCCGCUCGAGCGACAGUUCGGUCUCUCACAGCCGGACCUCCCUCGAGUCGGGCAGCUACAGGCUGGGCCUGGACUCGCCACACCGAUCCUCUCACCACCACCGCUCGCCCAACCAGCCCCCACCGCCCCCGUCCCAGCCUCCGCCCCAACAGCAGAGCCAAGGCAGUGGCAGGAGCAGCGGUGGCGCUGGUACUCUCGAGCUGAGGGCCCACGCCGGUAAGAGUGGCACCCUCGAGGCGACCAAGAAUCACCAAAAGAGUCUGCCAGCCAACGAGCCACCGCCACCCCCACCGCCUCUUGGCUUGUCCAUGUCUGCGAGCACGCCGCUCUUCAAGAAGAAGACCUUUGCCUCCGUCUCCUCCGCCACCGCGGCUGUCGCCGAGCCCCAGAGGGAGCAGCGCCGGGAUGUCAAUCUUGACUUUGAGAAGAGCAAAAAUGGCAUCAGGAAUUCAGAAUUUCGCGAGAUAUUAGAGGCUGCGCUACGAGGAGGUAUUCGUUAUUCUAAAACUAGAAAUCUCAGGUAUCACCACCACCAGGAUUCGGGUAGUAGCACGUCACCAUAUCGCGAACCAAGCCACCCCAGCUUCCGUCAAGAUCCAAGCAACGAGAGGCCGGUAGGCUACUGGCAACAACAACAGCAACAGCAAUCCGAUCAGCAGCACAAUUACAGCUACAAAUCACCAAGCCAAGGCUCGGACAAGUACCGGCCGGUUCUCGAACCCCCAAGUACCGGCAGCCGGUUUCAGCAGCAACAGCAGCGCGACCGCGUUAACAGCCUCGACAAAUCAAAGCCCUCAUUUUAUGCUCGAACUGCCAUUGUCCACCAGCAGCAACAACAACAGCAGCAGCAGCACGGAGUUGGAAAACAGCAUCAGUCGAGCGAUGGUAGCACAGGAAGCAUCGGCAGCAGACGCCACCAUGGCUGUUCGGUCUCGAUGAGCGAGACCAGCAGUCCCAGGGACGUAUUUGGCAUGGGUCCACCCAUGUUAGGAGACCCGACCGCCAAGAGUAUCGCCAAGCAGGCGGCCAACGUGGCCAAGCAGAGGAGUUUCGACGUCAUGGCCGAGAGGGUCGAGCGAGAAAAGGAGUUGAGGCGUGCGGUCACGUGCCACAACUCGGACAAUACGCAGCAGCCACUGUCACGGAGUUACAGUUUUGUGCAGCAACAGCAACAACAACAACAACAACAGCAGCAGCAACAACAACAACAACAACAACAACAACAACAACAUCAACAACAACAGAAAAUGAGCAAACAGUCGUCCCGGCGACGGGACCGGGACGAUGACGCGAUGCACGAGCGCUACCUCGUAUCCCAGAACCUCGACGCGUCCCAACCGAGGUUGAGCAGUAGCGCGAGCAGCAGCGCGAGCAACGGCAGUGAAAGUAGUGGCGACGGUAGCAACAGCGGUGGCGAGGCCGACGACGACAUCGAUGAGCCGGUCGCCGGUCUCGAGGAGGGCAAAAAUAAGCGGGCCAAUGGAAACCCGAGUCCCCCACCCUCACCCUUCUACGGCAACCUGCUCGUCGACGCUGACCACUUGCUACCGCUUCAGCACUACAUUCUUCAGCAAGCUAAGCUCUCUGGUUGUUACAAGUUUGGCGAUCCUCUUCUAACUGAGGAGGGUGAAGAUUCUCUGGAUGAGGAUGGAGGAAGGAGCGUCGAGCUCCAUGGUAGAGUUGAUGACGAUUCCGAUGAUCAGUUUGCCGACGACGAGGCAGCGAGCAAUCAGGGAGAUUCGUCGAGCCAAGAGUACCUUGAGGAUCACUACGCAGAUCUGGCAAACUACGACACGGCUGGCCUAGCGACUUACUACAACACAGCGGAUACUUUGACGAGGCCGCAGGCGACGCCACCACCGCCUCCAAACAUCGCCUCCCAGGCGGAGGCACGUGAAAGUAUAAUGGCCACGCGACCGGUGUCCCUGCCCACGCCGACAGUCAUAACAGGUCGUGGCAGGGGUGGUAUGGGUGGUUUUGGCCUGAGCGGCCUGGGUAGCACGUGCGUCGACAUGACCGACUAUGACGAGGCGCGAAAGGACGACGGUGGCGGCGGUGGUGACAUCGAGAAGUACGCCCAGGACAAUUUGAACCUGAACUGUGGUCGGCCCAAGGGUCUGAGGCUGCUGUUUCGCAAAAAGUUCAGCGUCAGGGACAUACUCAGCUGGAGCAAGGACCCCAUACCCCAACCUAUGCUCGUUGUCGUGGAUGGCGAGAAACAGCUCAAACGCGAGGCUUGCAACCUCUUUCGGCUCGUUCAAGUCUACAUGGGCGAUCGUAAGGCAAACGUCGGCAUGACCCUGGACGGGGUGGCGAUGGAGGUAGUGAACACGGUGUACUCGAAACCAGCGCUGCGCGACGAGCUCUACGUCCAGAUCUGCCGUCAAACGACGGAAAAUCCUCGCAAAGAGAGCUUACGCCGUGGUUGGGAACUGAUGGCCGUAUGUCUGGCUUUCGUGCCGCCAAGUGCUACGUUCGAGCCCUAUCUCGAAGGUUACAUGAACAGGCACAGAGAUCCGAACUUUCAGUUCCCCGAAGUAGCCAAGUGGCCCAUACACGUGCAAGUCAGUCACUAUGCUACAGUCGCGUGCAAGAGGUUGCAGAGGAUCGGGGCUCACGGCAAGAGGCAGCCGAGAAAAGCUACUCUCGAGGACAUUGAUCAAGCGAGGUUGCAAAUCUUUCGAGCGUCGAUGUUUGGCGCUACGCUGUCCGAAGUGAUGGCCCUGCAGCGCGACAGAUUCCCUCAGCGUGAGCUACCCUGGAUCCAAACGACGCUUACCCGCCAAGUGCUGAUACGCGGUGGUACCAUGACCGAAGGUAUAUUCCGCGUGUCCGCGGACGCCGACGAAGUGAAUGCCCUCAAGGCACGACUGGAUAAAUUCGAAGAUGGCGCGAUACUCGCUGCCUCGCAAGACGCCCACGCCUCAGCCUCGUUGCUCAAGCUCUGGGUGCGUGAGCUUUACGAGCCUCUGAUACCGGAUUCCUUUUACUCGGAAUGCGUCAACAUGAGGCACGAUGAUGCCGAGGUGUCGGCUGCCAACGUUGCCGCUCUCGUCGACAGACUGCCUGAACUCAACAGACGGGUCCUCUACCAUCUUAUUCAUUUCCUGCAGAUAUUUGCCAGAUCAGACGUAGUUGUUAGAACGAAAAUGGACGCGAGUAAUCUGGCCAUGGUCAUGGCGCCCAACAUACUUCGAUGCACCUCGCAGGAUCCUCGCGUGAUUCUCGAGAACGCGCGUAAGGAAAUGGCCUUCGUGCGAACGAUGAUCGAGACGCUUGAAACUGGCUGGGUCGAGGAUUUGCACUGACUAUCGCGUUACCUGUAUGUUUGAGUAA